AGCAAUAUAAGCAGAUAAGUAAUGUCCAUACAGUUAUGAAAAACAGCAUCUACAAAAGAAAUGUGCCCCCCAAUUUAUAGAGAAAAUGCCUUAUUUGACACUAACUUAAAAUGAGGUUCCUUAUCUGGCCCUGGAGAAAAUUCUCUUCCCUAUUUGACAUCUAGUCUUAAUUUCUUCCCUUAUGUGACAACCACCAUUGGUUCUGUUACACCGUUCUGUCAAAAAAAAUCAGGUGGACCAAAAUACCCCUCUACUAGUCGCUAUCCUAUAUCAAACCGAAAAAACAAUCCCGACCGAACCAUCCCUCUCGUCCCUGUCUUGAGUCCCCACCCAACCUGAACCCUAGCAGCGGCGGCGGAGUGCUGACUCGUAGCGGCGGUGGCGGCAUGAGCUGAGGGGCCAUGGACCAAGGGGUGGCUGCGGGUGGCGGCUCAGGCACGGCUGCGGGGCCCGGAGCAAGCACAGCGGCGGACGGCGACCCAGGCACAGGGGAGGGCAGCCAAGGCAGGGCUGGGGAUGGUAGCCAAGGCACAGCGGCGGGAGGUAACAGCGCGGCUGUGGAGAGCUCGUCGGUGAGCUCAGCUGCGGGCGCAGGCCAUGGCGCGGCUGCGUGCUCAGCUGCAUGGUUGAGCGUGGAGGCGGGCUUGGGCCACGGUGCGGCUGCAGGCUCGACUUCAGGUUCAGCGUCGUCGGCGUGUCUAGAAGGGAUGGAUCCAAAUUCAAGUUAUGUGCUGAAAAUUAGAUUGCUUGGCAACCCCAAAAAAAAGAACUAGAAAGGAGACCAGUGUUUUUAUUUUGAGAAGGUUAUUUAUUCUGACUUGACUGGUAGUUGUGAACUAGUACUGAUGUAUGUGGUGAAUGUGAACCUGGAUGUGAUGUA
Messenger RNA from Aegilops tauschii subsp. strangulata, 880 nucleotides. The record is from RefSeq and is a predicted model, not a curated record. Lineage: Eukaryota; Viridiplantae; Streptophyta; Magnoliopsida; Poales; Poaceae.